Sphenostylis stenocarpa is the source of this 579-nucleotide messenger RNA. NCBI's taxonomy places the organism in Eukaryota, Viridiplantae, Streptophyta, Magnoliopsida, Fabales, Fabaceae. The record is from the annotation of a GenBank genome assembly.
AUGAUAAAGUUUGUUCUUCUUUUGCUAUGCUUUGCCUCUGCACUGAGCCUUUCAGUUUCAGAGUCCAAAUCUGUUUCUGUGCAACCUCGUGCAGCUGAAUCCUUCUCUGCUGGGUAUAUUAAGAUGAAAACGGCAUCAAACUGUUCUUACUUGGUGCUUAUAAGUACGAGUUGUUCAUCGCCCAAGUUCACAACCGAUAAGAUUGGUAUUGCGUUUGGAGAUAAUAAAGGAAACCAGGUAUAUGUACCAAGACUAGAUGAUCCACUUUCGAAGACAUUUGAACAGUGUUCUUCAGACUCAUUUCAGAUAGAUGGUGCAUGUGCAUCUCCCGUUUGCUUUCUGUAUCUUCAUAGAACUGGGGGAGAGAAAGGUUGGGAACCUGAGACUGUGAAAAUCUUUGGCUACGACUCAGGGCCUGUCACUUUUACUUUCAAGACCCCCAUUCCCAAUGACACAUGGUAUGGCUACAAUGAGUGUCAGGCUCCUCCUCCUCCUUCUCCUUCUUCCUCAUUCCAACUAUCCCCUCAUAAAUGGCUCAUGAGUUUGGUUCUAGGCUUUGUUGUUAGCCUUUUGCUUUAA